ACAUCCAUCUGUGACAUUUUGGGAGCCUGCAGACUCUUGCACAUGCCCUUAAGAAACAGUUCACAACUUCCCUGCUUCAGAUGAAAAACAUGAACUUUUUAAUAUGUUUUGCUCUCUUGAGUGGGAUUUUUGCUGCCCCGUUCAUGAAAGAAGAGGAAGCAAAGCGAUUUAUCAGACUGAAGAGACAGUCAGGCUACUGGGAUCCCAACCACUCUCAGAACCAAUGGGGCUACACCGUUCAAGAACAGGCUAAUGAGUACUGGACAGCUCUUCGAACAGAUGCCCAGUACUACAUGGACAUGGGCAACCUGAUGUUUGACCGCUCUGUGGCAGCUGAGAACAACAAGCUGUAUAUGGAGAUGCUAAGGAAUGCUCGAGCUCACCUGGAUGCGCAGACAGGCAGACACUGACAGAUGGCGUAUGGAGAAGCUCGUGCCAAGAGUCAUAGUCGUCAUCCUCUUGGUUACUGUAUCUGCAAUUCAUUUUAUAUAGCCUACUCACUCAGCGUGUGUGCACAAGCGCUGUGCCCUUAAAGAUGAGCACGUAAGACUGUUCAUGUGUUUUAUAAAUGUCGAGAAAAGAGCACUUAACAUAGUAGUGUAGCACACAGGACGCUUGUGCAGAAUGGUAGAUGCAUUACUGACUAAUCCUACAUGCAUGAAUGCUCGAAUGGAAGCAGAUCAAUAAAGCAAACAUUUAUGUAUGGAAACACCAACAAAAUCAGUCGUUUGAUUAUAUAUUUGGACAAAAAGUCGCAACAUCAAAACAUAUAACAUCGACAUAAACUUAUAGCGGACUUUACAGUCAUCAGUCUCAGUCUCACAUCAUUUGACGAGCCAUAGGAUACGUUUUGUUUAUUUUCCGUAGCGGCGCUGAGGCAUCAAUUGACUUUCAGAAUCAUUGCACUCGUGCACCAAAAGCAAUUGGCUAGUCAGAGAAGAACGGAUGCUGAGCGCUGUACCGCACCCAUUAAAGAUGUCAAGUGAAAUCCGCCCAUGACUGCAGAGAAUCAGCAACCAGACUCAAAACGACGUGGAUUAAUAUAUUCCUGAGAAUUUUCUUUCAGUCACUGUGUUGAGAGCGCAAUAUACAGAGCAUCUUAUCCUAGCAGCGAUGGCUAACAGAGGACCCAGUUAUGGGCUAAGCCGAGAGGUGCAGGAGAAGAUAGACCAGAAGUAUGCCGUGGACCUGGAGACCAGGCUGGUGGAGUGGAUCAUCAUCCAAUGUGGAGGAGACAUUGAUCGGCCACAGCCAGGCAGAGAAAACUUCCAGGACUGGCUCAAGACUGGGACAAUCCUUUGUAGGCUCAUCAACAGCCUAUACCCUCCUAGUGACAAGCCUAUUAAGAAGAUCCCUGAGACAAAGAUGGUGUUUAAGCAAAUGGAAAAGAUCUCUCAGUUCCUACAAGCAGCCGAGGCCUACGGAGUAAUCAAAACAGACCUCUUCCAGACUGUGGACCUUUGGGAAGGGAAGGAUUUAGCUGCUGUUCAGAGGACCAUAUCCGCUCUUGGCAGUAUCGCCCUCACAAAGGAUGACGGCCAUUAUCGCGGGGAACCCGACUGGUUCCACAGGAAAGCUCAAGGCAACCGGAGGGAGUUUACUGAAGAGCAGCUGCGUCGUGGUCAGAAUCUGAUUGGGAUGCAGAUGGGGAGCAACCAGGGAGCAUCUCAGUCUGGCAUGAAGGGCUACGGCAUGCCACGGCAGAUCAUGUAAAAAAUAACACACCUCCGGGUGAGCGGAGUGGGGGGUGGGCUCUUUGUUUUUAACCCUCUCUUGAGGCAUGAGGUUGCACUAGCUAUGUAGGGUGCCUAGAUGUCACUUAUACAAUAAAUGCAAAUCUUAAUAUUGAAAUCUGAAGAUUGUUUACGUACUGGGAGCGUGAUGGGAAAGAGGGGAAAUCCCGUGGAUGUGGAUUCAGAAAUCCUUUACAAGGGCCUUACACCCUUUUACACAGUGGUGUCAUUUCCGUCAGUGUGGAUGAUGUCUGUGCCUCAGUUAUCACAGGUGGGACAGGAACUAUGCCAUUAUUUUCUAGAACACAUUUAUUUUGUUUUGAAGCAUUAUUGUAAUUUAUUAUCCAAUAACCUUAGUAUUAAAAUGUAAUUCCUAAUGGCACUAUUAUUUUUUAUGAAGUACCUCACUGUGGAAUGUGAAUACGAGGAUGUUACACUACAACCUUUGUUGCAUGUAUUUUUAUGUUGAAUAUUCAGUAACAGAAAAUGAUAGUCAACAACUUCAGAAAUAUUUUUGUCUUCUCGCUAUUACCUAAUCGACACGUUUGAGUUACACUGUGUUAUAUGUACCUUGGAUAAGGUGUAAGCAAUUAAACUACUGAAAAUACAUAAAGGGCAACUUUCAAUUGAAUUGUUAA
This is a messenger RNA of Osmerus eperlanus (European smelt), 2371 nucleotides long. RefSeq names its product transgelin 3a (gene tagln3a). Gene Ontology annotation, cellular component: actin cytoskeleton. The coding region runs from base 1114 to 1713 and encodes 199 amino acids. The record is from RefSeq and is a predicted model, not a curated record. The transcript has 9 exons. Gene Ontology annotation, biological process: actin filament organization. NCBI's taxonomy places the organism in Eukaryota, Metazoa, Chordata, Actinopteri, Osmeriformes, Osmeridae. Gene Ontology annotation, molecular function: actin filament binding.